AUGACCCUGUUCCUUGGUAACUGCUUUGCUCUGGCAUAUUUCCCCUACCUCAUAGUGUACAAGAACUCUAAACUAUCAGAGUACAGUUCGUUCUGGCAGUGUGAAAGCGCGAGGUGUAACUGUUUGACACAGCUAUGCAAGAUGAUAAUCCUGGCUACCUUCUUCCCCACCUACGAAGUACCAGUGGGGAAGAUUGACCUUCACGGUGAACUCAUGAAGGGAGCAGUGGAGCUGUUUGAUCUUAUCGGACUCUUCGUCAUUAUAUCUCAACAGAUUGGGAGAGGUGAUCUCAAAAUAUUAGGAUGGGCCAUGGCUGAGCUGAUCAGCAUGAGGCUCCUUCCUCUUUGGGUCGGAGCACGCGGUAUUGAAUUCAGCUGGAAGUAUAUCCAACUUAGUUUCGAGGCUAACAUCAGCUUGUUCUUCGACAAUUCAGAAAGUCCAUCACCGAUGGAGGUAGCUUUGCUAUCCACCGCAUACGCAGCGCAGCGGUAUGUGCCUUUCCUAAACAACGAGUUCUUCACUCGAGGAAAUUCCACUCUUGAGUACAUGGCAUCCAUACCUAGAGGAAAGAGUGAUAUUCAAAACGAACAACUUCUUCUUUUUUUCAUGGAUCUCCUUCCAACUGCGAUCGAGGAAAAUGUGUCGCCCUCUGCGUCACUUCAUCUGGAUGUUAACAAAGAUGAUCUCAACGUUGGCCCUGCAACUCCCGAAGACACCGAAAGGACAGUUAUUCUUAUGGAGAACCACACGGUCGCUCCCGAGACACUUAUUACUUGUGUUUGCUCAUCUUCCUGA
Bolinopsis microptera is the source of this 795-nucleotide messenger RNA. RefSeq names its product BOS complex subunit TMEM147-like. Lineage: Eukaryota; Metazoa; Ctenophora; Tentaculata; Lobata; Bolinopsidae. The record is from RefSeq and is a predicted model, not a curated record.